UAUAAAAUAACGUAGUUGUCAAUACGCCAGAACAGUUUGAUGUUAUUUUGCAAGGUGCUGGUAGUUUAUUUCGGUUUGCGGUAGUUUCGAUUGAAAGACCACAAUACGAUGAGAUUUUAUAUACUAGCGUGCCUAUGGCUUACAACAUUAUCAGCGGCGGCACAGAGGUUUAUAGAACCGGCGAGUGAUUUAGGGCGAAUUCAAAAUCGUAUAAUUUCGGGUAGCCCUGCAUCGCUAGGACAAUUUCCAUGGCAAGUGAUAUUAAAAAAUGAUGCCGAGGAAGAUUUACUUUGUGGCGGCUCGAUUAUAGCAACAAAUUGGGUACUGACCGCAGCACAUUGUACUUAUGGCAAAACUUCUGUAUUUCUUAUGUUCGGCACAGUAAUAUUUAAUAAUCCCAAUGCACUGAAUAUGACUUCAACACAAUUGUAUAUACAUCCAAACUUUAAUAUCAAGACUUUGAACUAUGAUGUAUCACUAAUUCAACUACCAGCACCACUAUCAUUUACCACUUAUAUUCAACCAAUACAGCUGGUUACGAAUGAAUAUGCAAAUGUCAGUUUUAUUGGACGAGUGGCUAUCAUUGCUGGCUUUGGUUUAACCGAUGAUGAUUACUUAGAAUCCUCUGAUGUAUUAUUAUAUGCAUUUGCUGAUAUUAUUAAUAACAAUCAGUGCGCGGAUGUAUUUGGUACGGAUGUGGUUAUAAGUUCUACAUUAUGUGCUAGAGGUGAAAAUGGUAGUGACAUGUCGAUUUGUAGUGGUGAUUCUGGUGGACCAUUAAUAACAAAAGAUUUAAGUGGUACAUGGAUGCAAAUUGGCAUAAAUUCAUUUGUUGCGGAAGAUAUGUGCACUAUGAAAUACCCGUCGGGUUAUGCACGCUUAACGUCAUUCCUAGAUUAUAUAUCACAAGUCACGGGUAUUGCUUUUAAUGGAUAAUUGUUUGGAUUGAUUGCAAUAAAUUAUGUUUACG
Molecule: messenger RNA, 970 nt
Organism: Ceratitis capitata (Mediterranean fruit fly)
Lineage: Eukaryota; Metazoa; Arthropoda; Insecta; Diptera; Tephritidae
Product: collagenase
Exons: 2
Coding region: 109-936 (275 amino acids)
Biological process (GO): proteolysis
Molecular function (GO): serine-type endopeptidase activity
Source: RefSeq, a predicted model, not a curated record